GUUCAUAUUCUUUAAUUUUUAGAUCGCCGACGGUUUAUGGAGCGACAACGUAGAUAUAUCAAAAUGCUUUGUGGACGACAAACGCAAAGCUAUAUCGAUCUUGGUACAGAUACGUGAUCGUGGUACUGGUGAUCGUAGUGAAACAAUUGUCACUUUCGACCCACUUAUGCCAGGAUUCGAGAUCAUACCAAUGAGGCCAGCUUUCAGCGAUAAAACUAAACACAUUUUAUUCAUGAUCCAAUCUGUUUCAACUCCUACUGGAGCGGAACUAGAUAUAAAUUUUGAGUGCUUGGGCGACGUGAUCCGCCCAGCUGUUCAAGUGAAAACUACAGUUGGAGAUGUGCUAAGCUUUGUGAGACCUCCAAAUUGGAAUAUCUCUCCCUAUUUCCAUCUUAGAACAUUUCGUAGUGUUGGAGUAAACUACAUCUGCGCCAUAGAUUACGCUAUAGAAAUGGCUAGUCAUCAGGUAGGGCUGCUGAAAUCUCGAAAGAAGUCAUUGAUGCUGCCAAGGAUCUCAGGAGUGAAAUCAGUGGAACUGUCCUGGAUUGAGCUUUUCCCGAUUCAAGCCUCCUAUUCUGUUGGUGAACGUCUACAGGUCAUGGUACCAAGAAACAAAGCUAACGCUCUAAGUUACAUUAUAAUAUGCAACUCAUACUCAAUGCCGGCAAGUGGACGAUUCAAGGAAGAUGGAUCACUAACGAUAAUAAUAACACGAGUUAUGAUUGGCCGAUGUGUUUUAUUUGUUCACUCAACAGACACGAGGCGAGCUACUGAUAUGAUCCAAUUCAAUGUGGUAGAGCAGUGCCAGGUUUCCCUUCUUUCUACAUCAGAUUCUAUUAAGCCCGGAGCAUCAGUUACACUAACUUUAAAUGGUCAGCCUCAUGGAAUAGCACUAGUUCGGGCAAUUGAUGAUCGUUUGAAUACGUUUACAACGGGAGAAGACGUAACAAAACUGCAAUCAUGGGACUUUCUCAUUUUUCAUCAAACUCAUUUCGGAAACAUGCAGGCGAAGCUGAACAAUUUCGUUAUGUUCGACGAAGUAACAAGAACGAUAGUCGCUGAGCAGAAUGAACUUGGCGUUCGUCAGUACUUCCAUGAAGUGUGGUUAUUUGAUGCUGUUCUACUUGGACCAUCGGGAACAGCUUCGAAAACUGUUGAAGCACCUGACACAGUAGGAAGAUGGAGCAUUUCUUCCAUUUUCUGGGCUCCUGGGCAACGAGAACUUUGUGCGGCUCGUCGUGUUGACAUUGUAUCAAAGAAAGACGUUUUCUUGAAGAUCGAUUUGCCGAAAUCCGUCUACCUCAAUGAAACGAUCAGUGCGAAGGUUUCCGUCACAGCACUAAAUCCUACUAGAGAAGUUAAGUAUACUGUUUGUCUAUCUGAAAUGUCACGUAAAAUGUGCGCUGAUCUGGGAUCAUUUGGUCAACUUGGAAAGCCUGGAUAUUCUCGUGUCAUUGUGGCGCCAUCGCAACCAACAGACACUAAGACGUUUGCGAUACGAUUUCUUGACAUUGGAACCACAUCCAUAACUUUCAUUGUCAGAGAGGAAGCAUCCUUUCCUGGAAAACAUCACUGCAGCGUUGGUGAAAUCCGUGACAUAGUGAAACAAAAAAUUCAAGUUUUGAAACGUGUCGAGACCGAAGAACUUUACAAGAUGAUCAUCCUUGAUACCAAUAAACCGUUGACUCCAAUAUUAAACAAUGCUGUGGACUCAAGUGUAGCAUCUGUUGAUAUAUUUAAUGUAAGAGAAUAUCGCUCGUUUCCUGCUGGUGACAUUUUAGUCACCGAUGUGCAUAUGCAUAUUCCAAACUCAGAGAUCGUCUACAGUUUUACAAUUGACAUUUCAAAAUUUCUCUCGAUGAAUACUGUGAAUAGAGGAGAUGUAAGUCGACCUGGAAGAAGCGCCGAUUACGAACGCUCCUUCUUAUCCGACGUACUCAAAGCGUUAUCUGUCGAUUUGUAUCGAUUCAAAAGAGUGAAAUCUAAACAAAAUGCGGACCAACAAGUGGUGGAUGCUUUGAAAAACAGGAUUGGAGCGUCGAUAUCUGAUAUGCUUCGUUUCUCGGACUGCAAAAAUGAGUUGGCUUGUGGUUAUGCUGAAUAUGGAAGUCCACGUAAUCCAAGAGAACGUUCUAUAGCUCUCACUGCCCUUGUCACAUCAUUGCUUUGUGAAGCCGCAGCAAGCAAGAGGAUUGUAUGUGGAGGGUUAAGAUAUCUGUUGCAAUCAAUUCUUAUGGAGUGGAAAGAGGAGGAUAUCAGCCUUGAUGAAAUUAUUGAUUUGGAGCAUUUUAUGGACAAGGAAUGGUUCUUGAAGGCGUUUUUACUGCAAGUGUCUCGCGAUUGUGCUGCUUACGAAUGCGUGAAAAACGAUGAAGCGUGGUUUGCACUAGUGUCAUCGUUUUAUUUGAUUGAUGAAGAAUGGAGAUGGGAUAUUCGAUCGCUAGCCGCUAUUGCGUACAUGGGAACAAAUGCCACUAGUGAAAUUAUGCGAAUCAGGAUGGCUAACAUAGCGAAUGGUCAUGGUAAAGUGAUGGUUGGAAUUCGCGUCAUGGCGCAAAAGCGUCAGCGAUCAAGGCGCGGUCUUAGCCAAGAUGAUGCAUAUCCGGUACGAAUCACUGUCGAGCAACAACGUGUGUUUAGAGGGACGCUUCGACAAACUGUUUGUCUUCGAGUACUGACGCCUAUGGUGAAAACAAUCGAGAUAACUCAUGGUCUUUACACUGGAUAUACAGCAAAUCCAAUUAGUGUCACGAUACUUCCAAACUCUACAUCUUUAUCAUUCAUCUCGCUUCCGACCACCUCUUCCUAUGCGAUGCAUUUCGUCCUCGAUGGGUUUUGCCGUAACGAAGCUCUAUGUUACGAUAUUGGUGUUACGGAACCUAGUCGUAGUCAUGAACCACUCCACUUGGCCCCAGUCGCAGUAAUGGCACGUCAUCCUUUAGAAGAUAUAAUCGGGUUUGUUCUCAUUUCGCAUCCUGAUCAGGAAUAUAGUGGACAACGUACCAAGAGGGAAAUGACAAAUAGUGGACAGGAAGUAGACAAGCACACUUUUUUAGCCCGAAAUCAACGAGGAAUACCUGAUGAGUCCAUUGACACAGUUUGCUUUCAAGGAGGUUCAUGUGCGUGUGCCGAGUCAAGCUGUGGCGUGAAAUGCGGUUUAUGUAACAGAGACGAUGCUAAAGAACUUAAAACUCGUAUUUUUAAGGAGGACAUUUUUGGCGCUCUGCUACGAGUAUUGGCCUUCAAACGUGUUUUAGUAGAUAAUUCCUUCUACCUUCAUCUAACUACGGAAGUUCGUGAGAAGCAGGGCGGUGCUAAGCAGAGAAUAACAGAUAAACUUUAUAUCUGGCUUCGUGAUUGCAAUCCACGCUGUAAUGCUACCCCUCCGAUGGUCGACGAUAAGUUCUUCAUUAUCGGCGAAGCUGAAGCACUUGCACUGGAUAGUUUUGGAAGGCGAGCUAUCAGUUUUCCGCUUAAAUAUCUACUUUUUUGA
Messenger RNA from Angiostrongylus costaricensis, 3493 nucleotides. The record is from the annotation of a GenBank genome assembly. NCBI's taxonomy places the organism in Eukaryota, Metazoa, Nematoda, Chromadorea, Rhabditida, Metastrongylidae.